Salmo salar (Atlantic salmon) is the source of this 884-nucleotide messenger RNA. RefSeq names its product proteasome 20S subunit beta 2. NCBI's taxonomy places the organism in Eukaryota, Metazoa, Chordata, Actinopteri, Salmoniformes, Salmonidae. Gene Ontology annotation, cellular component: proteasome core complex; cytoplasm; nucleus. The record is from RefSeq and is a predicted model, not a curated record. Gene Ontology annotation, biological process: proteasomal protein catabolic process.
ACCUGACCUGGGUCACAUGAGAAGGAGAAAAGCUUCAUUUUUCAUGACGUCGACAUCUUGCGCCCAUUAUUACAGUUUUGCUGCGUAAUCUGAGUGUACGAACGAGUUUGAGUUGUUGCUCAAGCAAACUUCUUUAAAAUUGUUACCCAUAAAUUACACUAUGGAAUAUUUGAUCGGGAUUCAGGGACAAGACUUUGUCCUGGUUGCUGCUGAUAAUAUUGCCGCCAACAGCAUCAUUCAGAUGAAACAGGACCAAGACAAGAUGUUCAAGCUGAGUGACAAGAUUCUAUUGCUAUGUGUGGGAGAGGCAGGUGACACAGUGCAGUUUGCAGAGUACAUCCAGAAGAAUAUUCAGCUCUACAAAAUGAGAAACGGUUAUGAACUCAGUCCAAAAGCGGCAGCCAACUUCACACGCAAGAACCUUGCAGACUACCUUCGAAGCAGGACUCCGUACCAUGUGAACCUGUUGCUGGCUGGGUUUGAUGAGACGGAUGGCCCGGGGCUCUACUACAUGGACCACCUCUCUGCUCUGGCCAAGGCCCCCUUCGCUGCCCACGGCUACGGAGCCUACCUCACCCUGUCUAUCCUCGACCGUUACUACAGACCAGAUCUGACUCGCGAUGAAGCCGUGGGCCUCCUGAAGAAGUGCGUUGAGGAGCUGAACAAGCGCUUCAUCCUCAACCUGCCCUCCUUCAGCGUCCGUUUGAUUGACACGGAAGGCAUCCAUGACUUGGAGAAGCUUAUGCCCGUGGGUGCCAAGUUCGUUGCUCGGGCGCCAAGUUCCUAAGCUCGCUGCUUACCCCUAAUGCUCACAUUUUUGGGGGGUUUUGUACCGUAGACCUUUUGCUCUUUUUGUUCCAAUAAAACGUGACACACCGUUGAGA